Molecule: messenger RNA, 7881 nt
Organism: Bactrocera dorsalis (oriental fruit fly)
Lineage: Eukaryota; Metazoa; Arthropoda; Insecta; Diptera; Tephritidae
Gene: Ekar
Product: glutamate receptor ionotropic, kainate 2
Exons: 12
Coding region: 1013-3397 (794 amino acids)
Biological process (GO): monoatomic ion transport
Cellular component (GO): postsynaptic membrane; plasma membrane
Molecular function (GO): glutamate-gated receptor activity
Source: RefSeq, a predicted model, not a curated record
AGGCUUUUGUAAAUACUUCUCAGAACAAUAGUUGUUUAUUCACAAACCGUAUCACAUUCUGUGACAGUAUCACGAUUUAACGAAAUUUUUUUAAGAAUUAAAGUCAUAUGUAAAAAUUUGUACUGAAAGUAGUCAUUAAAAGUGUUUUAAAUAUUAUAAGUGGUUUUAUUUUUGGAGAAAUGCCUGCGAACAGAAACAUACCGAAAAACACAUACAUAUUUCCUACUGCGCUGUUUAUGUUUUUAAUUUGAAAUCCUUGUUGAAUUAUAAAAAUAUAAAAGUUUUAACUAUAAUUUUUGGUUCUUUAUGGACAAGACACAUUCAGUUAAUAGCCGCUUAUUUAGCAAUUUACUAUAAAUAUGGGAUAGAAACUGCUACAGUACGACAUUAAUGCUACAGCAGUUAAUGAAUAAAUACAUCUGAAUAUACUAUGAACAUACUUGAAAACAAAUUAUUAUCUAGAAAAGUUAAAAAUGUUUUUUUCAUUUAAGCGCACAUUUCAAAUGUAUUCACUUAUACUGAUAGUGGUAAAACCCUAUUCUUCACUACCGCCAGUCAUCCGUUUGGUUUGCGCCCUAAUCGAGUCAGGCAUACACGCGAUUUUUGGACCAUUCAACGCUAUAUUGGGAGUUCAUAUUCAUUCAAUAUGCGAUGCCCUUGAUAUACCACACAUAGAAUCACGAUUAUCACAUAAGGUGACCAAUACAGAGUUUUCCAUUAAUUUAUAUCCAGCGAAAGAGUACGUUAACUUAGCAUUCGAAGAUAUCAUUCGUUACCUGAAUUGGACCAAGGCUGGGAUACUUUAUGAGACAGAUUUUGGUUGGCAACACCGAGCAAACUUUGACCGAAAAUAGUUGAAAAUUGUAAUACCAAACAGAGUUGGGUGGAUCCGAAAGUGAAUUGAUACAACUUCAGUUCAACCUAGUGGAGUUAAAAACCAUAAUAGAAGUAUUAAUUAUAAAUAACACAAAAUUUGGAAUUUGGAGUCCUGCAGUUACGCAAAUUUGGUCAUAUGUAUGACAUAGAAACACAUCUGCGUUUGGUGAAUCCCACAACUUACACUAAAAUAUUAAGUGAACUGAAAGACAAAGAAAUUCACAAUCUGAUAAUCGAUACGAACGCUGCAAAUAUUUCAAUCCUACUGAAAGGGAUUCUGCAACUGCAAAUGAAUGAAUACAAGUAUCAUUAUUUAUUUACUAGUUUCGACAUUGAAACAUUCGACUUGGAGGAUUUUAAAAAUAAUUUCGCGAAUAUUACCUCGUUCCGCCUGGUAGAUGUUGGCGAUUUAAGUGUUAGAAAUAUUCUCAAAAAUAUGGAGGCUUAUAACUACAAUUAUAAUAAUAAGACAACUUACUACAGGAAGCUGCGUACUAUUGAAACGGAACCCGCUGUAGCGUAUGAUUCGGUUUAUAUAUUCGCAAUAGGAUUAACUAGUUUACAACAGUCGCUGACUCUUAGCGUUUCGAAUGCGUCAUGUGCCAGUGAAAUCCCGUGGGAUGGCGGUUUGAGUUUGAUAAACUAUAUAAAUUCAGUUGAGUGGAGGGGGCUGACAGGACCUAUACAAUUUAAAGAAGGACGGCGUGUUAAAUUUAAAUUAGAUCUUGUAAAACUGAGGCAGCACUCCUUAGUUAAGGUGGGAGAGUGGACUCCACAAACACGUCUUAAUAUAACUGAGCCUGCGCUGUUUUUUGAUGGCGGAACAAUUAAUGUUACGCUGGUCGUGAUUACAAUAUUGUAUGCGUGUUCUUUGCAGGAAACCCCUUACGUGAUGAUGCACUACGGCAAAAAUUACACUGGAAAUGAGAGGUUCUAUGGAUUUUGCGUAGAUAUACUGGAAUUGAUAGCUCGUGACGUCGGCUUUGAUUACAUUAUUGACCUAGUGCCUGAUCGAAAGUAUGGCGCACAAGAUCCAUUUACAGGCGAAUGGAACGGAAUGGUGGCUCAACUUAUGAAAUAUAAAGCCGAUUUGGCCGUUGGAUCAAUGACAAUUACAUAUGCACGGGAAAGUGUUAUCGAUUUUACUAAGCCAUUUAUGAACUUGGGCAUAAGUAUUUUGUUUAAGGUGCCAUCAAGUCCGGCUUCUCGUUUAUUUUCUUUUAUGAAUCCGCUGGCGUAUGAUGUAUGGCUCUAUGUUUUAGCGGCAUAUUUUCUAGUAUCCUUCACAAUCUAUGUAGUGGCAAAGUUGUCGCCAAUAGAAUGGCGCGAUAAGCAUCCAUGCGACAUUAAGAAUCCUAUUGUUACCAACCAGUUUACAUUAGCUAACAGUUUUUGGUUUACAAUCGGUACAUUGAUGCAGCAAGGAUCAGAUAUAAAUCCAAAAUCGCUAUCGACGAGAAUAGUUAGCGCUAUAUGGUGGUUCUUCACAUUGAUUAUAAUUGCCUCAUAUACCGCUAAUCUAGCGGCAUUUUUGACGGUUGAGCGAAUGAUUACGCCCAUUGAAAAUGCUGAGGACUUAGCCAGUCAAACAGAGAUAUCAUAUGGUACUCUAGAGAGUGGUUCUACGAUGACAUUUUUUCGCGACUCUAUUAUCGAGACAUACAAAAAAAUGUGGCGUAAUAUGGAAAAUAAAAAGUCCAUUGCUUUCACUUCCACUUAUGAAGAGGGUAUAAAACGUGUUAAUCAAGGUAACUUUGCAUUUCUAAUGGAAUCUACAAUGCUUGAUUAUAUAGUACAGCGAGAUUGUAAUUUAACUCAAAUCGGAGGCCUACUGGAUACUAAAGGUUAUGGAAUUGCUACACCAAAAGGUUCACCCUGGCGGGACAAAAUUUCAUUAUCCAUUCUUGAAUUUCAAGAAAAGGGAAAUAUACAAAUGCUAUACGAUAGAUGGUGGAAAAAAGCAGGAGACACUUGCUUACGUAAAAGUAACAGCAAGCAAACGAAGGCAAAUGCUCUCGGCCUGGAUAACAUUGAGUUUUCUAUUGAAGGUGGCGUAUUCGUGGUCCUUUUUGUGGGCAUAGGUUUGGCCGCUUGGGUUGCUGUAUUCGAAUUCUGGUAUCACUAUCGCUCCAGAAGACGCGCCAGUGUAUAUUAUGAAAAUGAGCACUGCACUGUAGAGAGGGUUAUGACUGAAAUGACACUUAACGACUUUGAUUCUGUAUAUAACUCGAAAAAAGAAAAUGUAGAAGAAAUACAGGUUAAAGACCAGAAGCUGACUUGCAAACAUAUCACAGCAUAUUGUUGUAAAGAACCAACAGCUCAACGUUCACUUUGCGGCGAAAUGCUGGACGAAUUUCGUUAUGCAUUGCGAUGUAUGGACUCACACCGACGUCCAGCUCUUAAGCGGAGUUGCCCAACAUGUCAUAUAUUAAAUGAUGUUAAAGAGUUUAUUGACACAGAAAGUAGAUCAUCAAUGGCCGUACACGGCAGCCUUAUUGAGGGUACACCUAAAUAUUUAUAAGUACACCAUACCUCAGGCAUCCCUGAGCUUAAUUGCUUUAUUUCCUAGCAAUAAAAUCAUUGACUAAAAUUGCGUUAGUAUUUGUAUUCUAAUGCGCAAAUCGAUCUAAGUCAGCUUAAUAUAAGAAUACCAAUAGUUUCAUUAAUAGAUGUAGGAUAAAAAAAUGCGACCGUGUGUAUUGGACGAUUUUGAUUAACGCUAAUACUGGUUGAACGAAACGGACGCGGACAGAAACUGACGAAAAUAGAUAUUAGAAACAUCGAUGAAUGAUCAACAGCAAAAUACAGUUGUAAUAAAGUUAUUAAUAUUAAAUUGUAUAUCAAACAAGAAAUAAAUAACGAAUAAAGCUAUAUACAUUGAAAAUUCUCAAGCGUUUUUGAGGCACGAAAAAUAAAAUAGUUAGGGAUGCGCAAUUUUAAAUCACUCCAAUUACUCGUACCUGUUGCGAAAGACGUAUAAAUUGUUCAGGUAACGAAAAAGUGUGCAAUCGGUUCAACGGUUCACAAAAGGAGGGAAUUCUUUAUUUCUUAAUCUAAUUGCUAAGCCUAAAUCUUAAAACUAACGGCUUAAACUAGUGGUAAUAUAAAUAUGUAUGAAAAAGGGGUAAGUAUAAUCAUUUUUAACUUCCGUUAAAUAUUGCAACAGAUUAUGGUAAGUAUUAAGGUAAGUAGUAGAUUGGUAUUAUGAAGGCAUUAUUAAGGUAAGUAUUUUAAAAUAGAUUUUCUUAAUUUAAUAUUUAACAAUUCAAUAUUUUACAAUUCAUUUCAUUAUUUUUGUUUUAGAUAUAGAUAUGUCGCUUGACGCAACACCGGCCACCUUGACAGGAUCAGGUUCCUUCAACCUCCAUUGGAAGCAAGGCCAGCUUGUGGCUGGGAAGCUUCAUUGUACCCGCCUUAGUCGCCACGUCUGCGACUCGCACCUUGCCGUCGUGCCCUUCGACGGUUGCGACGACGCGUCCGAGUACCCACUACUGUGGCGGCACGUUGUCCUCGUGGAUGAGGACGAGGUCGUUGAGCUGCAGAUUGCGAGUGGGGAGCACCCCAUCAGUAAAUGCGCUGGGGUUAGUAUCUUGCCGUCGUUGGGGUCCUGGCUCAACGGGGUUAGGGGCCGAGAAUUGAGGAUGGCCUCCAUUUCUGUCAGCAAUGUUGACAGUUCCUCUGCGGUCAGUAGCGCGUUGCCGAUUUCGUGAACGAGGUGAUGCUUGGCGGACUUCACAGCGGCUUCCCAUAACCCGGCGAGGAGCGGCGCCCUCGGUGGUAUAAAUGUGAAGCUGAAUCCUUAUUCUGCGGCGAAUGCCUUUACUUCUGCUGACUGGGCAGAAAAUGACUCUUUCAGCUAGUGCAGUUUGCGGACGGCGCCGACAAAGUUGGUGAUAUCUUCGUCGGCAUCCCUCGGCGUCCAAUGAACCUUUUAAGGGCGAAAAUAAAUGAAUUAGAAGAUAGGUCCGAAACUAAUUCUAAAUGUACUGCUUUUGAAGUGAAGCAAACGAAAACUGCAAUAUAUGUAGGUUUUUACGGGUGGUCGACCGCGUAUUUUCAAGGUUGUGUAUAUCGGACCACAAAAAUCUACGCCACAUAUAAGAAAGGGACAUAGUGCUCGAAGUCUUUCGACUGGAAAAUUUCCCAUUAUUUGGUUUUGCAACUUCGGCUUGUAAUGAAAACAAUGUAUACAGUUUCUUACGGUUCUACUGCAAGCUUCUCUGGCAUUAAUUAACCAUAUGCGUUCUCGAAGAAGCGCAACCAACGCUUUAGCCCCAGCGUGGCGAUUUCGAAUAUACAGGAACCGUAAAUACGUUAUAACGAAGUGCGAACUUUAUUUAAUAAAAGCGGAAAUUUGGCAUCGUAUGGGAAAGGUGCAAUUAAGGUGACCUCCUAUUCGGAUUAAUUUGUAUGACAGUGACAUAUCCGAGUACUCAUGCAAGAACGGGUUGAGUUUUUUCAAGUUUGCGUGUAGGGUGGUACCUUUAUGCAAUUUUUUAAUAACAUCCGAAAACGUUGAAUGUUGGACCAUUUGUGCAAUUUUUAGAAAACUCAAGUUUAGCUCUUCUGAAGUCAGAUCUUGUCCCAUGGAGGAUUUUGGUGGUUGCCUAAUCCAUCGUAAUAUGUAUGCGACCACACGAAGCAAUUUUUUAUGAGAAGAAAAUUUUUCAAUAAGGUUCAAUAUUGAAUUUUUCUCAGCAGUCGAAAUUAAUGUAAAUGUAUGUAUGUGUAUGUUUUUCUUCUUCUCUAAUGCUUCGUCUUCUGGUGAGAGCUGGAAGUGGUUAUUGAUUGGCCAAAAUGCAAUGUCUUCUAGGAGGAACUGUGGACCGCCAAACCACAUCGCAUUAUUCAAUUCGUCCACGUUAUAACCCCGAGACACUUGAUCCGCAGGAUUUUGUUUCGUUGGCACAUGUCGCCAAUGCACUUUGUCAGUCAACUCUUGGAUUUCGGACACUCUGUUUGCGACGAAGGUUUGUAGUGAGGAUGGUUGUGCUUUAAUCCAAUGUAAAAUGAUUUCAGAGUCUGUCCAAAAUGUAAUAUUUUCGAACUCUAGACUAGCAGAUUGGCUUCGUAUGUAUAUGCAUCAUCCGUACGCACUUAUUGAGGCGACGGAGAAGCCAUGUAUUUGGCAGAUAGUACUCGACUCAACGUUUACGUAACGAGGAAUGCUUAUCGAUGAGAGCUGUAUUAGGUUGGCUUUAAAGUUCUGUCAGCUUGUGUCAAGGCGUAAUGGAAUCGACUCAUCCCAAUCUAGUUUUUGAAUCCAAAGCUCUUUUAAUAAGAUUUUUGCUUAGGUAACUAGUGGGGCUAGUAAUCCAAGAGGAUCAAACAGGCGCGCUGACAAUAUGUUUCGUUUAGUGGCUCGCAGAUCAUUGAAAUUGUGAUCUAAAACAAAUCGAAACAAAUCCUCUUUUUGCAACCAAUGGAUUCCUAACAUUUUAGUGGAACUUUUGUCAUUGAAGCUUAAUGACUUUUCAGUGCAAUCACUGUCGAAAAAUUUGGGGUGGUUCGAAAACCAUUUCGUUAAGGUGAAUCCUGCCGAGUUUAAUAUUUGAAUUACCUCACUUCUCAAAAGAUCUAGAGACUCAAAAUUUUCGGACCCUGUUAAUAAAUCAUCAACAUAAAAUAUCUUUUGAUGGCCAAUAAACCGAGUGGAUUUUUCAUUGUAUUGCCUAGGGAUGGCAAGAUUGGUUACAGAAUCGAUUCUCGAUUCUGACUAUUUUUUUAUAUUUUUCGAUUCUAAGAAUCGAUUAUCCGGGGGCAAAAAUCGAUUCUUUCGAUUCUAAUCGAUUUUAAAUUAAAAGGACAAAAAUUUAUUUAUUAAAUCACAAGGCAUAAAUUAAAUGAAUAAUUCAAAUCGAUUAAAUAAAACACAAAAAUAGUUAAAAGCAAUUAUACUAUUAUAUAUAAAUAAGGUACCAAGAACAUUACAUUUCAUUUAAUUUUUUUUAAAUAAUUCAAGUUGUUUAAAGAAGUUUAAUAAAAUAAGUUUUUAAAUAAAUUUAAAAUAAGUAAAAGAACAAUAAGCUAAUUGUCAGUUUCGGAAAACCAUACAUUUUCCGGGACAGAUCUUAAAAGCAGAAGCAUAUUUAAGUGAUCUGGCGUUAACCGGCUGUGAAUUUGAUUCGCAGUUAGCCCAGUAUGUGAAAAUAAAUAAUGAGUAGUUAUACCAAGGUAACUGCACAUUGUGUGCUGAUGAGUCCAAAUGUCUGUGGUAAGGCAUAUAGAAUCUGCCUUUUUCAAUUCUUCUUUAACUUUCAAUUUUAAUUCUUCAUAUUUUGCUUUCAUUCGUUUUGUGAUAGUAAUCUCACAUGGAGGUUGAUAAAGAGGCUGCAAUUUUUUUACAAACAUUCUAAAGCCUUUUUUUCAGGCGUGCAUAAAGGAAGAUUAUCGACAGCAAUCAUGUACAUGAGAGACGUUGUUGCAUCCUUAUUACGAUGACCACCCGCUGCAAAAAUAUAGAUAAAUGUUAACAUAUAUAAAAUUUCGUUCGAUUAAACUUUACCUGAGAAGGAACUUGCAUUAUUUAUACAGCGAUCAAUAGGUCCUUGGAAAGUUGGUCUCUCUUUUUCACUCAAUGUGCGAUUUUGAUUAGGAUUAGAAGCAGUUAAGGAAAGUUUAUGUGAUUUUUCGAGAUGUUUGAUUAAGCUAGACGUACUAUUAUUAUAUUUUAGUUGCUUUCCACAUUGGUGACACUGGACAUUCGACCCGUUGUUUAUUUUUUUAAAGUAAAUCCACACAGCGCUAGGCGCCAUUUUAAGAAAUUUAUCGUCAAGAAUUAAGAAUCGCGAGUUUUCUUGUGCUCGUAUGUAGUAUGUAUAGGUCCGUAUCCAACUCUCAAGUAAUUGCUCAAGAAAAAAAAAUACAUUAUUUCUUAAAGUAAUUUUGACAGCUGGUUACGCAUUGUGAAUGAUCCACAUUAAAAGAGCAAGGGAGAAUAAACAAAGAAAAUAAACUUUGUUCGUAAUAUGUAUGUAUGUAUGUACACUCUUCUUCUUCUUAAAC